AUGUGGCGCGACCGCAUCUCCGGCACCUCGACUCCCUCCGGGGCGAAUCGCAGCAUCUCGCCCUUGCCGCCCCGUCCCUCCCAUCUGUCGCCGAGUCCCUACGGCCGUCCCGGGCCCGUGUCGCGCGCCUCGUCCACCACCUCCCUGCUCACCGUGAGCGGAUCCACCACCUCCCUUCCGCGACCAGAGACCAAGGAAACCAAUGUUCGUCGACCCCGUCCGGCCAAUGUGCCAGAUCCGCUGGAAGUGUUGAGCGGGAUUAUUGGGAAAGAAACCCAGACCGAGAAAGAUCUCCCCCGACGAUCCGCGUAUUUGGACCGCCGGCCGGCGCAGCUGGUAGAAACCGUGCAUUUUGACGGACGGAGCCUCGAGGAAUUCGUGGCCGGAGAGCAGGAACCGGCGCGGGGGAACAAGACUCGAGGCAGUGAUGUGAACGCCCAAACAGUUCAGCAGUUCGAGAAGGAACGCGACAAGUUUCAGGAUCUCCACACAUCCAUCACGGGCUGCGAUGAUGUGUGCAAGUCGGUCGAACUCUACCUGAAUGACUUUCAGUCUGAACUGGGCACCGUGUCAGCGGAGAUCGAGUCCCUACAGACUCGCUCCACCCAAUUGAACGCCAUGUUGGACAAUAGGCGCAAUGUCGAGCGUCUAUUGGGUCCGGCCGUGGAGGAGAUCAGUAUCGCCCCGAAAACCAUCCGGACCAUUGUCGAGGGUCCUGUGGAUGAGAAUUGGGUGCGCGCUUUGAAUGAAAUCGACGCCCGGACGACGAACAUCGAAGCCAAGGCGUCCGCUUCCAACGGGUUCAAAGCGGUUGAGGAUGUUCGUCCGCUCCUGGAAGAUGUGAAGAACAAGGUGCGUUUGCUUCCGCCCCCCGAGUCGUACCUUGGAUUAACUGUGAUGCAGGCGGUCGAACGAAUCAGGGACUACUUGGUGGCGCAGAUCCGUGCGAUGCGGUCUCCGAACAUCAACUCGCAGAUCAUCCAGCAGCAACGGCUGGUGAAGUUUAAAGAUCUGUUCAGCUACCUGACCAAGGCCCACUCAAAUCUGGCGGGUGAGAUCUCACAAGCAUACAUCAACACGAUGCGCUGGUACUAUACCUCCAAUUUUACGCGGUAUCUGCAGGCACUCGAGAAAAUCAAGAUCUGGCCUAGUGACCGGAACGAAGUACUUGGAGGCGAGCCGUCCGGACACCGAACAGGACAUACCCACAGCGGCCGAGCUGGCUCUGCCGCACACGACCCAUUUUCCUUGGGCAGACGGAUUGAUAUUCUUCGAACCAGUAACCCGCAGGCAUUAUCCUCAUAUCUGGCCGAGGAAGACAACCAAUUUCACGGCAUUGAAGCCCCCUUCCGGAACUUCAAUGUCGCUCUCGUGGACAACAUCUCUGCCGAAUACUCUUUCCUCACUGAGUUCUUCUCUGCUCUGUCAUUCCAUCAAAUAUCGCGAAUGGCGAUGGACAUCUUCGAACCAAUAUUUACCCUUGGCCAGAACCUGACAAAGAAAUUGAUCGACAACACCACCGACUCACUCGGCGUUCUGAUCUGUGUUCGUCUCAACCAGCACUCGGCCUUUGAGCUGCAACGGCGCAAGGUGCCCGUGGCCGACUCCUAUGUCAAUGGGAUUAAUAUGCGCCUAUGGCCCCGGUUCCAGGUCAUCAUGGACCUCCACAACGAGUCACUGAAGCGAGUCGGAUCCAAUACUGGACGUAGUGCAGGUGCUGCACUGUCCAUCGCGGGCGGGGAUGACUUGAAAACGUCCUCGGCACCGCAUUUCCUCACUCAACGAUUUGGCCAGCUUCUACAUGGCAUCUUGGUCCUCAGCAGUGAUGCUGGAGAUGACGAACCCGUGUCCAACAGCCUCGCUCGCUUGACUGCCGAAUUCGAUGCUCUCCUGGCGAAACUGAGUCGAAACGGCACGGACGCGAAGCGGCGCGAACGAUUUUUGUUCAACAAUUAUUCGUUGAUCUUAACCAUCAUUAGUGUAUGUUGCCUGUGA
Messenger RNA from Penicillium lagena, 1995 nucleotides. RefSeq names its product putative GARP complex subunit (Sac2). The transcript is spliced from 2 exons. Bases 1 to 1995 code for a protein of 664 amino acids. The record is from RefSeq and is a predicted model, not a curated record. Gene Ontology annotation, molecular function: syntaxin binding. Gene Ontology annotation, cellular component: GARP complex. Lineage: Eukaryota; Fungi; Ascomycota; Eurotiomycetes; Eurotiales; Aspergillaceae. Gene Ontology annotation, biological process: Golgi to vacuole transport; endocytic recycling; retrograde transport, endosome to Golgi.